AUGAGUAAGACGAAAUAUUAUGUUGCUGAGUUGCCUCAAUUGACAAGGCGGCGAUCGGACCAACUCCAACUCGGUGCCACUGACUUCCACCCACCAAUACCGCAAUACUACCACAAAGGAGCUUCCUACAACGGAGGAGCUUCCGUAACCAAGGCUUCUGCAAAAAAAUCACUAACUCUUCGUGCCAAGAACAACGGCUGGCCGUCCACUUCCUUCCGACGUUGGGUCUUUAGCAAUCCUACUUCGAUAUCUGACAUACAUCGAACCACAAGAGCCUCGACCAAGGCAAAGACAAUCGAAUCAAUAGUGAAGGAUGCAGCAGCCAAGAAAGGGUCUGGGAGCAAGGAGGAAAUCGAGGCAACUCUCAAGGCCAAAGAAAGUACUCCUUAUCCCUAUUCCAUCAAAAAGGAACAAAAGUAUAUGGUCUACCAUCUAACAAACAAAGCCAUUCCUCAUAUCACAACCGUUCCUCCCGAGACCAGCUUCAAGAUCUUCGGCUAUUUGGGCCCCGUAAACUCAGAAUAUCUGGGAGUCACAUGCAAAUCCAUGCACGGUUUCCAUCGCGAGAAAAAUACGGAAUUUUCAAAUCGUCGACCGAUGGUAGGGGAUACACACUCGCACACGGGGAUGAGAGAGGAUGAGGAAUGGAAGUAUGAGAACAACCUUCCGAAUAGACUCGAUCCCAUAGAGGAGCAUUUCGGGGAUGACGAUGAUUCUGAGGAGGAAAACUCUGGAGAUGUAGACUCCGAGGAUCGAGUUUCUGAGAAUGAAAGAUACUGA
Hyaloscypha bicolor E is the source of this 780-nucleotide messenger RNA. RefSeq lists its product as uncharacterized. NCBI's taxonomy places the organism in Eukaryota, Fungi, Ascomycota, Leotiomycetes, Helotiales, Hyaloscyphaceae. The transcript has 3 exons. The record is from RefSeq and is a predicted model, not a curated record. Bases 1 to 780 code for a protein of 259 amino acids.